GAAAACCAAAUCGUGCCAAAAUAAGGAAUCCACAAACAGUUUAGGAAUUAACGGUGACUGAUGCGUCGGGCCCUUGCAGGCAUGCUGACCUGGCGAUGGGCAGAAGUUUGGCAACAGGAGGGGACAACAAUGGAAAAGUUGUGUUUGUGAACAGGUUGGGAAAGUUUUGGCCAAAAAAGAAAAACUUAUGGCGCUUUCCCUGCACGGAUGCGUUUCGGGGAUCGACAACAUGUAAGUUUUGAUAACAGAAGGAGCACUCACCUACUUCCAAUCUGAACACUUUAAUGCCUAAUCUGUUGUUUGAGGGUUUGCCAACUUUUUUUUUUUUUUUUUUUUUUUUUUAAAGAGUGAUUAUUGUUGGGUUUUCAUGCCUUUAGACUGCGGGGGGGAAAUGGACCACAAUUCAAAAAGCUGCUUGGAUCUUUGAUAUCCGUGAGGUUAAAGAUGUGUGUGCGUAAAAUCUAACAAAGAAAAAAGACAUGGCAGAAAGAGAGAAGAAGAAUGUGUAUCGCAGCGUCUCUUUCAGAAAGUUGGGGUCUUUGAGCGCCAGCAACAGGAAUGAAGACCAGCAACACAAUUCAGAGGAUUUGGAGGCAGCUGGCGUCGCCCUUCCCCCGGAGCCCAGCAAAGCAGAACAGCCCUUGGCGACGCGUAAUGUCAGUGUGUCAAGAAAAGUUUCCAAAAUCUCUGCCACUACCACCACCACCACCGCCACCACCGCCGGCCUCCCAACCACAGAUCUAAAGAGAGGCUCCUCCACUCCUCUCUCCUCUAUUUCUCCAUCCAUCCGCCAGCUCACUGAGAAGUUUAGCAGCAGCAGUGGCAACACCGACAGGACGCACAGAGCCUCGUCGGGAAACGGUGCACCAGCAACCCGGGGGAGCAGCACUCUUCCCCGGGCAAGAAGCUGCAGGAGAGACGGGUCGCCUUCUCGUAAAUCAUUUCAUGAGGACAGCGGUGGUGGAUAUUUCCAGGAUAGUAAUACUACUACUACUGCAGAGUCUCCCACGGACAAAGUGCAAAAGUUUCACUCUGGCACUGAUUCUGUGUCAGGGUCGGACUCAGAGAGGAAAAGUGGGAUUUUUGCACUGUUACCAACCGACAGCAGCAACUCUGGUAAGAGAGAUUACUCACAGAUCAAUGCAUGUACCUCUGAUCCCAAAAAGACUUUGACUACAGAUGAGGAAGAGGAUGUUACUAGUAGAGGUGUUCCCCCGCCCUGUAAAUCUCACAGAAAUUAUCUUGCCACACACCACACUGACUUUAUUCCUCUGAACCCUGACAAGUGGCCCAGUGUGACCAAAAUUAGACAAAUUUUUGAUGAGAGACAAGGCAGAGCUACACAGCAGCAAAAGACUGACAAUUGUGAGAAUUUAAAACAGGCAGACAGAGGGCAUCCGGACCAGCUCAGCCCCACUGAGUGUGCUCCUCUGUCGGAUAGAUGUGACAAGCUCCCACCUUGCAACUCUGCUACUCAAGCCAGAAACCCGUCUUUGCAGGAGAGAUGCAUACAUGGAGCACAAAACAGAGAAAGUGGUACUGCUAAAGACACAUUUUAUUAUGGCAUAGACUAUAAUUCCAAAGCUGACCACCACCAGCAGUACUCAAAUGAUGAGGAGGCAGAUGUAGAGACGCUCAGUUUGAAUAACAACAACGUUUCUGGUAGAAAUACUUUACAAAGCAGUAGCAGCAUUCGUAGGAUUAACUCAUCUCCAUACAGAUCUCGCAGUCCCAGCAUCGAGCCAGAGGCUUUCUGUAAAAGCCCCAGGACGACAGGGUUGACAUCUGACCCCAACCCUGACCUUCAACCCCCUGCUACUUCUUCUUGGAGCAGUUCGGUGAGCCUAGACACCUCCUCCUGCUCCUCCUCUCUUCAGCAGCCGACAGUGAGGGAGAGAAGGGAUAGACAGGGGGUCGGGCUGCCCAGGGAUAGUUUACAUUCCUCACAUAGCUCCUCUAGAGUGCAGGCCCCCACCUCCUCCUCCCCCUUCUCUGCUCCAGCUCCAGAUAAAGCCAUUACCUCCUCCUCCUCUACUGUAGCUCCCUCCACGGAGCUAAGAGCCUCGGCAAGAGCUACCGCUCCCCUCAGCUCCCUCUGGAAGUUUAGCUCUGGGGACGAAGAGGAGGAGCACACCAGGAGAAGAAGAGGAGGAGGAGGAGGAGGAGGAGGUUGGAGUGCUCUCUCUGGCCCUCUUCCUUCCAUCUCCUACAGAGGAGGAGAGAGGGGCAACACAGAGCGAGGGGGCAGUUAUUUAUCGCGCAGUAAAAAUGGCUGGUGGGGUGCUAAGGGCAUUGGCAGGUCUUCAGGCAGUGAAGAAGACAGCCCUGGUUCUUUAGGGCCCCCCAGUAGAGAGGCAGUGCGCCGCCGCUCACUGAGAAAGAAGAAAAAGGUCAGUGGUGUUGCUCUAGCAACAGGCCGUGAUGAUUAUGAUGAUCAUGAUGGCGAAUCAGAAGACAGCGACAGUGACACGGGCUUGACCAUGGAGCACUUAGAGAGGCACCAUCAGCAGAACACAGGAGGAGAGUUUGUGGGUACAGCAUCUAGGAGUCACUUGGCAAGAGAGCCCAGCAGUAAUAGAGCCAGAGUGCAGCAAUGGGAGCGCAUCUCCUCACCUGUGGCAUCCACAACACUCCCAGGUGUAUCACGUGUCUCAAAGGUUAACAUCCCCCCUUUUGUUUCCAGUCCUGGUGAUUCCCAUUGUAGCAGCCGAUACUCCAGCACUGAGACUCUGAAGGAGGAGGACCAGGCUGGCCAUGGCAACCGUUCAGGAAAUGUGUUUUUGAACAGUAGUGGAGCAGGAGGCAGCAGAACUGCAUCCUCAUCCAUGCUGAGUAAAACUUACCAUGGUAAUUUUACCAUGUACCGCUCCCCUAGUUUUGGUCAUGGAGACAACUUCUCCCGUAACCCUGUGCGGGUGCGCCCAAAGAUUGUUCCUGCAGUUACUUCCUCCUCCAGUGUACUUGCCAGAGAAGGUGGGGUAGCUCAAGGGUUUAGGGGUGGUGAGACAGUGGCAUCAAGGAGGACAAAAGGCGGGGAGAGCGCAGGUGAAAAAGAUAAGAAUCGGAUAUCAAUGUCCAACCCUGAUAUCGCAUCAGAAACAAUGACACUCUUAAGCUUCCUAAAAUCUGACCUGUCAGAGCUCAGGGUGCGGAAAACAAGUGAGGGGGACAGAUCUGGGGCUGCAGAAGGGUCAUCAGUGUACAGGAUGGGCUCACGGAGUCAUGGUAGCACCCUCUUGCCUUCUGGUCGCCGUCCUUCACUGAAAGACCUGACCGCCACCUUGCGGCGUGCAAAAUCUUUCACUUAUUCAGAUAAACCCACACCACCAGUGAGGUGUUAUUUGACAGUAGGUGCCACCAAGAGAAGCUCCUCUGAGCAACAACUUGACUUGGAUGGAGAAGGAGACGGAGGGAGGGUGUCUGUGCCAGAUAGGGAAGUAGAAAGUGAUGGAGGUGGUUCUAGGAUCAGAAGAGGACAAAGGCUGAGGGAUUAUGGAUAUGAUGAUGAUGAGAUGAUGCCAACUCCACUGCAGGAGAGGUAUGUGCAGGAAGCCAGGCAGGUUAUUCGAGAUAUCUGCCAAAUGAGCACUAGAGAUGAUGAUGAUGUUGAUAUAAGGAGAACUGUGGAUGACUUGGAGGAUGAAUGUUUCCAGGUCAAGAAAACAAACGAGGAGAGGGAAAAAGCCAGAGUGAGAGUUAAGGAUGAGGCGAAGACAGAUCAAGAGUCUGAGUUUAAAAACACAAAGGAUAGGGAUAAACAUGAGAGGGAGAGAGAGAACAGAGAGAGCGAGAGGGAUGGACAAAGUAUGCAGUUGGAAAAGCUAAACAGCAGGGGCACAGAGUACAGGGAGAAGGCAAAGAGGCAGAGCAGAGAGACUGAGAGAGCCUUACUGAAGGGCGACUCGGAAGAAAGCAUGUUCUACGACCGCUCUGUGGAUGAACUUUCAGGCCAUGAGUCUAGCUUAACGGAUGAAGGGAUUGUGACAGAGCCAGAAACAGGCCCCAGUGACCCCUCUGAGAGGUCCUUUUUGGGGUCAGCAGGGGUUAAUUUGGGGUCACGAAUUGCUAGGGAUGUGCUGGGGCAGCCUGUCACCGUAUGGAAGCAGUCGGCUCUCCAUGAGGUGGAAGGGUUUAAGCAGGAAAGACAGGAGAUGAAGGAGAACAGCGUGAGUUGUGCAAAUCGUCUGAAUGAAGUCAGCGCACCUCCCUCCUUGCCUCAUGCUGCCUGUAUGGCUGCGAGUGAUAGCAUUAUCAUGGACUUGAGCACCACCGCCGGUAUCAACAGUGUCAACGCUACCAACGAGGAGAUCAACACCAACAACGCUGUGUCACAGGGGUCAACAGGCACUGUAGGAGGAGCCGAAGCCCCUGCAACCCCCAGUGCAAUGCGUCGAAGGCGAAAGUUCUCUCCUUCUGGUAAUAACAACACAGGCUCUGAUUCCAGUAAUGGCAGUAAUGCAGAGUCACCGAUGGUAUCAGUUGGAAAUGGAGAGUCCACAGUCUACCGCUCCCUCAGUGACCCCAUGCCUCAGCGGCGCUGUUCUGCAGCAGAGGAAAGGAACAGCAAUUUUUCCUCUGUAGACAGCAACCUAUUAGGAUCUCUGUCAGUCAAAGGAGGAGGAGGCGGUGCCCCAGAGUCCUCUGCUGUGGCCACCCUGUCAGAAUAUAAAGGUAGUGUGGCCAGUGACUUGUCGGUAUACAGUGAUGGUGGACUCCGUGAUGAUGUUGUAAGUGACUACAGUGGGGUGAUCAGGAGCAUUGUCGCUGAGCCAGGUGCAAUGGACAGACUGAUGACUGAUGACCAUAGCAACGGCAAAGCUCCCAAGAAGAAAUCAUUCAGUGACCCCAGUCGUCGUAGCGAUGCCCCUUUACUUUCCCAGAAUGACCCUCAGUUCAAAGGUCAGUCCGGCAGUGCUGAGCCAAUCGUUGAGCUGGAUCAGCUGGGCCAGAUUCCUCCUUCCAGCAGUGAGCCAAUCCUGAGCGAGCAGAGAGAGAAACUGUGGCAGGUGGAAAGUGAGCCAAAACAUGCGUUGCCAACACAGUCGCAUCACUAUCAUCACGGAAAUAGCAACACUAAAGUUAGGAAGCCUCGCUCCACAUCCGAAUGCACCUCUGAUAAUCAUGAUGAUGAAGAUGAUGAUGUAAUAGACCAAGGUGCAGCAGAGAAAGAAGAAGAGGAGAAUAAGUUUAACUUUGACCUUAAGCUUGCUGAGGUUCUGUCUCCCAGAAUGGUUCGUCGGCCCUCCAGAAAGCGUCCAAACAGGUUGGCUCAGUUUUACCCUCACGAGGACCCAUUUGAUCCCCCAGAACAGGGUUCAGAGGAGCAGGGAGAUCUCAGGGAGUCGACCGACCUCACACCUCCUCUUCCUCCUCCCCAAUCCCAGUCCAAACCCAAAACCAGAUCCAAGCACGUCCGCCAUGCCAGUGAACCUGCCACCUUUAUACCUAUCUCCCCACCUCCACAUCUGCAGCCAGUGAAGGAAGGAGACUGUCUCGCAGAGCUUCCAAGUAAACUUCCAGCAGACGAGGCCCCGUCUCUGGAGGAUGUGACCCAGAAAUAUAUUCUCGAACUGAGCGCCCCUGAGAGAGACUCUGAGGGCCCAGUGCCUCUGCCAGGUGCCAGGGAUGGAGCUGAAAUUACGGUGUCGGCAUCGGAGGGGCCCAGUGAGACCGGCACAAGUGGAAUUACACAAGCUGGACCACAAAAGAAGAGUACAGAAGAUACACCAUCCACACCUAUCCCGCAGAGGACCAAGCCCAGAGUGGACAUGAGGAGACAUGUGAUGAUGACCCUCCUGGAUACAGAACAGUCAUAUGUGGAGUCACUGCGCAGCCUCAUACAAGGCUACAUGCGUCCUCUCAAACAGCCGGACAGCGGCUCCAUCGUGGACCCGCUGCUGGUGGAUGAAAUGUUCUUCCAGAUCCCUGAGAUCCUGGAGCAUCACGAGCACUUCCUGGAGCAGGUCGUAGGCUGCGUCAGUCAAUGGCACGACCGGCAGACCGUUGGACACCUCCUCAUCCAGUCGUUCUCCAAAGAGACUCUUGCCAAUAUGUACUCAGCGUACAUCGACAACUUUCUCAACGCCAAAGAUGCCGUGAGGAUUGCCAAGGAGGCCAAACCAGCAUUUCACAAGUUUCUGGAGCAAAACAUGCGUGAGAACAAGGAGAAGCAAGCUCUGGGUGAUCUGAUGAUUAAGCCGGUCCAGAGGAUUCCUCGAUAUGAGCUGCUGGUUAAGGAUCUGCUCAAGCACACUUCAGAGGACCACCCGGACCACUGUUUGCUGCUGGACGCCCAGAGGGACAUCAAGCGAUUGGCUGAGAAGAUCAAUAAGGGCCGUCGAUCUGCCGAGGAGGCGGAGAGGGAGGCCAGAGUUAUCCAGGAGAUCGAGGCACAUAUUGAGGGCGUCGAACAUAUUUUGAACCCCCAGAGGAAGUUUCUGAGACAGGAAAUUGUCAUGGAGGCGAAGACAGUUGGUGGGAAGAAGGACCGCUCUCUCUUCCUCUUCAGUGAUCUGAUCAUCUGCACCACUCUCAAGAGGAAGUCUGGCUCAUUAAGACGCAGCUCCAUGAGCCUAUACUCUGCUGCAAGUAUGAUUGAUACGUCCAGUAAAUACAAGUUCCUGUGGAAGCUUCCUCUAGAGGACGUGGAGGUGGUGAAAAGCUCCGCUCAGGCAACUAACAAGGAGAGCAUCCAGAAGAUGAUUAGCCGAUUAGACGAAGAUCUCAGUACACUGGGUCAGAUCAGCAAACUGUCCGAGACCAUCAGCUUCCCACACCAGUCCCUAGAUGAGGCGAUAAAGGAUCUGAUGACGUCGGUGCACAGGGAGCUGUCAGAGAAACAGUCGUUGGCCUUCAGUAUGACUUUCCUGCCCACCAAGCUGGAGUUUACCACAGCUUCCGCUGAGAGCACUUUUAUCUUCGAAUUCAGCUCUCCUGACACUCGCUCCAACUUUGAACAGGCCUUUGAGGAAGCAAAGAAGAAGCUAGCUAUGAAUAAGGACCAGUGGGACCCCGAGUUUCUGAAGGCCAUUCCUAUUAUGAAGACACGCAGUGGAAUGCAGUUCUCAUGUGCCUCUCCAAGUCACAGCUGCCCUGAUAGUGGCUGUGAGGUGUGGGUGUGUAAUAGUGAUGGAUACGUGGGACAGGUGUGUCUGUUGAACAUCAAAGAUGAGCCUACAGUGGAGGCCUGUAUCGCUGUCUGCUCAGCGAGGAUCAUCUGUAUUGCUGCUGUACCAGGACUGAAGGGGAGGGACCGUGGAUCAGAGUCGGCCCCUCCUCCCGCAGCACCUGGCCACAACCAGCAGCAGCUGCAUAUUUCUAUCUCUCACUCAUCACUAGAGCUGACAGAGCAACCCACGGGACCAGGGGCGGAGCUCGUCCCAUUUGACAGCGAUGAUACUGAUGAUGAGGAUUCACCCAGCCCUUCUUCUACCCUACAGAGUCAGGCCAGUCACUCCACCAUAUCAUCCAGCUAUGGCAAUGACGAGGGCCCAGGCUCAAAAGACAUGGCUACAGAGACCACCAGCAGCGAGGAGGAGCAGGAGUUCCCAGUGGCAAGUUCCUAUGGCCCUCCGGGAAUGUUAGGGGUUGGUGGAGGAGGCCGUGCCCAUACAGAGAGCCCCAUGGAUGGUCGUGCCAUGCGCCGCUCCUCCCGGGGCUCGUUCACCAGGGCAAGCCUGGAGGACCUGCUCAGCAUCGACCCCGAGGCCUACCAGAGCUCUGUGUGGCUUGGCACAGAGGAUGGAUGCAUCCACGUGUACCAGUCCUCAGACAACAUCCGCAACCGUAAAAACAGCAUGAAGAUACAACACGCAGCUUCCAUCCUAUGUAUACUGUAUUUGGACAACAAAGUGUUUGUGUCAUUGGCCAAUGGAGAGGUGAUUGUCUAUCAGAGAGAAGCAGGAAGUUUCUGGGACCCUCAGUCUUCUCAGACAUUAGUUCUGGGCACGGCCAGCAGUCCUGUCACCAAAAUGGUUCCUGUGGGAGGGAAGCUUUGGUGUGGCUCACAGAACAAAAUCUUAAUUAUCAACACAACUACACUGGUACAAGAGCACUGGUUCCAGGUGGGCACAGACAGCAGCCGGUGUGUGACGUGCAUGGUGGCGUACGGUCAAGGUGUGUGGUUGGCGUUGCAGGGCAGUGCACAUGUCAAACUGUACCACGCUCAAACCUGGGAGAGCCUGACAGAGGUGGAUGUGGCGCCAGCUGUGCACAAGAUGCUUGCAGGCGCAGAUGCAAUCAUCAGACAGCACAAGGCCGCUUGUCUGAGAAUCACAGCUCUACUGGCUUGUAAGGAUCUGCUGUGGAUCGGCACCAGUGCAGGGGUGGUCCUCACGCUAGCUAUCCCAGCAGUGACCUCAGGAACAGGAACUGGCACACUGAAAUCCCCCCUGGUCCCGAUGGGCUCUGCUCACGGACACACGGGCCACGUUCGGUUCCUAACAUCCAUCGAACUACCGGAAGGUUUUGACAUGAACUUCCCUCCUCCAGCAUCUGAUUCUACAGGCAACCAAUCGCAGAGCAGCAGCACAGUUGAGGGGAGUCUACAAAGGCGUGACUCCACUCGCCGCAGAGCCUCCGCCCACCUUCCUCCAAAAAACAAUCAUCUAGUCAUAUCCGGUGGUGAUGGCUAUGAGGACUUCAGACUCACCAAUAGCAGUGAAACAGUCGGACGGGAUGACAGUACCAACCAUCUUUUGCUUUGGAGGGUCUGAGACAUUCGUCCCAUCUCUUGCUGAGAACAGCGCACAAAUCCUGUCCUUUCCUCCCCCCAAUCGGACUCCUCACUUUUUUGGUGUUGUUUUAGUCUUCUGCUUGGUCCACCAGUCUCUAUGUGCAUAUGGCUGUCAACCCCCUCUUGGACUUACUAAUGAAUAUGAUCACUUCGACCCCAGUUUUCUUGUGUUAAUGUUCCUGGUGGCGUGCGUUGUUCCACACUGAGUGGUGUUUGUGCGUGUGUUUUUUGCUUUUUUCGGCAUUGGAUGUUAUUCCAAUGUGUUUGAUCAUUGAACUCAAGUCCUCACUGAAAGAGACAGAAGAAGACAGAGAAGGGAAAAAAAUGUAUUGAGCAUGUCUUCAAGCUUGACAGAUGGAUGUAAGGUGAGAACAAGUGAAGAAAAGACGGACAGAAGAGGAUUUUCACUCUGCAGGAUGCCAUUGCACAGGAGGUUGAAAGAAUACAUUUAAGUGAAAUGAGACAUGAGUAAAGCAUGUUUCUCUGUUUUUUAGGGGGGGGGGGGUUUAGUUAAAUUUUUUUGGACUUGGACAUCAACCCUUUACUGCCUCAUCACUUCAUCCCAACCUGACCUGAAAACAAAAAAAGCCUCCAGUUAAUCACAUGUCAUAAUAACAUAUAUCUAAUGAAUGGAAAUUAAGUGAUACAUACCAACACAGAUUGUAGUUUGAUGAGUUUCUGAAUUCUGGAUUUGCGUUGAUUCAGUUAAGGUCUACAAGCUUUUUAAGGAGUAAAAGAGGAACUGGUUCGGCUCUUGGCCGGCCACAUGCCUGGGUAACAACUCAUAAUAGCAGAUCUGAGAUCAAACCUUUCUGGGCCAAGCAGGGAUGUAAUAACAUCGACUCUACUCGACAGCUACAAUCAUCCUUUCCCAUCAUCAUCUAGAAGCAGAUUGAAUAUGAUUUAAGUGCAAUAUGUGGCAAGGGUAUCUAACAAGACUAUAUACAUACACUCACACACACUCAUUUCACAGCCUUUCGUUCCCUAAAUGAAUAGACA
Messenger RNA from Scomber japonicus (chub mackerel), 9733 nucleotides. Its product is annotated as rho guanine nucleotide exchange factor 17-like. Gene Ontology annotation, molecular function: guanyl-nucleotide exchange factor activity; protein binding. Lineage: Eukaryota; Metazoa; Chordata; Actinopteri; Scombriformes; Scombridae. The transcript has 24 exons. Bases 480 to 8714 code for a protein of 2744 amino acids. The record is from RefSeq and is a predicted model, not a curated record. Gene Ontology annotation, biological process: actin cytoskeleton organization.